Anopheles arabiensis is the source of this 2357-nucleotide messenger RNA. It is a transcript of the gene Ald1, whose product is annotated as fructose-bisphosphate aldolase. The transcript is spliced from 6 exons. Gene Ontology annotation, biological process: glycolytic process; fructose 1,6-bisphosphate metabolic process. Gene Ontology annotation, molecular function: fructose-bisphosphate aldolase activity. The record is from RefSeq and is a predicted model, not a curated record. Gene Ontology annotation, cellular component: cytosol. Lineage: Eukaryota; Metazoa; Arthropoda; Insecta; Diptera; Culicidae. Bases 170 to 1264 code for a protein of 364 amino acids.
UGGCAAUGGCCCAGCCCGGCACGUUUAUAUUUCUUUUGACUUUGAUAUAAAUAUGUUGUGACCGAGAGAAAUGUUAUUUAUAUUUGGCAGAGCCCGAUAAGUGUGCGUGUUUUCGUCGACGCCGGUUUUCCACUUGAACACUACCGCCACCAAACUUACCUCAAGCAUCAUGACCACCUACUUCAACUACCCACCAAAGGAGAUUCAGGAGGAGCUGGCCCGCAUCGCCAAGCAGAUUGUUGCCCCCGGUAAGGGUAUUUUGGCCGCCGACGAGUCCACGGCCACCUGUGGCAAGCGUUUCGCUGAUAUCGGCGUUGAGAACAACGAAGACAACCGCCGCCAGUACCGCCAGCUGCUGUUCACCGCUGACCAGCGCCUGCAGGAACACAUCUCCGGCGUGAUCCUGUUCCACGAAACCCUCUACCAGAAGGGUGACGAUGGCACUCCGCUGGCCAAGCUGCUGGCGAGCAAGGGCAUUCUGGCCGGCAUCAAGGUCGACAAGGGUGUCGUCGAUCUGAUGGGCUCGGAGGGCGAAUGCACCACCCAGGGUCUGGACGAUCUCGCGGCCCGUUGCGCCCAGUACAAGAAGGACGGUUGCGACUUCGCCAAGUGGCGUUGCGUGCUGAAGAUCGGCAAGAACACGCCGAGCUACCAGUCCAUCCUGGAGAACGCGAACGUGCUGGCCCGCUACGCCUCCAUCUGCCAGUCGCAGCGCAUCGUCCCGAUCGUCGAGCCGGAGAUCCUCCCGGACGGUGAUCACGAUCUGGAGCGUUGCCAGAAGGUGACCGAAACGGUGCUGGCCGCCGUCUACAAGGCGCUGAACGACCAUCACGUCUACCUGGAGGGUACGCUGCUGAAGCCGAACAUGGUGACGGCCGGCCAGAGCUGCGCCAAGAAGCCGACCGCCCAGGAGAUUGCGCUCGCCACCGUGACCGCACUGCGCCGCACCGUGCCGGCCGCCGUGCCCGGCGUCACCUUCCUGUCGGGCGGCCAGUCCGAGGAGGAGGCGUCCGUGAACCUGAGCGCCAUCAACCAGGUGCCGCUGCUGAGACCGUGGGCCCUGACCUUCUCGUACGGUCGCGCCCUGCAGGCCUCGGUGCUGCGCGCCUGGGGCGGCAAGAAGGAGAACGUGAAGGCCGCCCAGGAGGAGCUGAUCAAGCGCGCUAAGGCAAACGGAUUGGCUGCACAGGCAAAGUAUGUCCCCGGUUCGAUUCCCUCGUACGCCGCAAACGCUAGCUUGUUCGUGAAGUCCCACGCUUACUAGAGAGGGAGAGAAAAGAAGGCCUACCCCUCUCUCUUGCUGCGUAUGCUCACCCGACCCAGUUCUCGCCCGACACCCCACGCGACCGAGAAGCAUGGAUGGCACGCGCAGCAACACUCCGACAACCGCGCGGACACUCAACGGAUAAGCUAGCUUUAGUGAAAACGAUCAUCGGCAUUCCAGCAAAUGAGAGAGAGAGAGAGAGGGAGCGUAGAGAUUGGAGAGAGAACGAGGGACUCAAUAUUUGAAGCGAACCGUGCAGGACACUUUUGUCGUCUCAAACACACACAAACACUAUCGGUGGAUCCUUACGUCGGGAGGAUUCAAUUCUUCGUCAAUUCGUUUUUUACACAUAUCACCAAAAAAACAAAACACACACAGGACACGUACAUAAACACUUAGAUGGAGUUGUUGAAUGGUUUUCUUUUUAACGUUGUGUUUUAUAUUGAUAUGAGUCUCGUUUGUUAAUUUGUACAUUUAAAAAACGCAACAAAACUGUUACUUUUUUAACUGUUUCCCCUCCCUAAAAGUGUGUUUAACGUUUUCUAGUAAUACAGUAUCCGUUUAAAUAGUACGUAACAGUACACGCCUCAAUUGUUCCUAAUCAUAUGUGUCGAUGUGUUAACAUUAUAGUAUGUGGUAUGUUUUUAAUCAGUGGGCCUGCGGACACACCCACCCUGCGGGGAGUACAAGGGGGAUUUGGAGGUUUUGGGUUGUAAUCAAUUACAACCGGCAAAACAACGCAACCGAUUGAUUUCAAACCCCUGAUCCCUCAUCCAGUACCGUGCAGGGUGUGUGUGUGUGCCAGCCAUCUCGCGUAGCGUCGCGGGGGACACCCUCCAUGCUGGGCGUGAUGUUAUAUUAAACGUAAAAGUAAAUAAAUUGGAUCCCGCAAAUAAUAAAAGCAAACCAAUAAAUUCGAACACAACACCACGCGCCCGGCACAGCAGGGAAGAGGGGAUAGUCCUCGAGCGAGCUGCUGCAGCCCGUUCAAAGUCACUAAGCAAACGGAAAGAAGAAGAAUAAGAAGAAGAAGACCGUGUAGCCAUUGGAAAGUAAAAGUGUUGAUGAAAUAAAUUCGUUUGCCUGAAGAGAA